GCUUAUACCAUGUCGUUUGCAGGCUACUUUUUUGGCAAUGUGGACGAAGAGGGAAGACUGGAUAAUGAUCUAGACGAGGAUUUGAAAAAGACACUGCAAGAUGUCGAUGCGAGUGUGUUUUCAAAGAUCUUUAGUACAGACACAUUUGGCUUAACCUCACGCGGGGACGACGAUGACGACGAAGGCAUGGAACCGUCGCAACCCGUACCUACGGCUCAUUCGACCGAUGCCGUGGAUUACUCCGAUUUUGACGAAGUGGUUCCCGACGAUGCCAUGUUCUCUGAAAAAAACUUUCAUCGAGGCAUGGGCGUUAUCAAAAAGACCUUGCCUCGUUCACGACUUAGCAUGGUCAGCGAUAAUUACGACGAAUACGACGAAGAGGAAGAGGAAGAAGAGGAAGUCAAACCAGUUCAGCCUUCAACAGCAAUAUCCUCCACCGAUUCAGCAGCACCACUAGCCGUGCCUCCUCUAUCGACCGAACCUACCGUUACCGACAAUGAACCGUCUCGGAAAGUGGACAUUAAACAACUCUUUCCCGAUUUCGAAAAAGACAAGAUUCUCAAGUUUUCCGACCUCUUCAUGGCCCGGAUUCAACGACCUUCCAAGCUUCAACCUGUCAAACUAGGCGUGUUGAGCGACAACUAUGAAUACGAAAUGGAAGCCGAUGAUCGAGUCCUCUUCACGAAAACCACCAAACGCGAUCGCAAUCUUCGAUGGAUGGCCGAAAAGACCGCUACGAAACGACGUCGUUUGGAGAGAGAGAUAUUGGGCGACGGAGACCAUGUGUCAAGCAGUGAGAGUGAAGACGAUCAAUAUGAUACCUCGGAUAGGCCUCUUGUCACAGGAUCACCAUCGCGUGAUGUUCGCGACAAUCGAUUAUAUCACUCCAUCGUUUUGGACCAGUGGGAGGACCACAUUCAAUGGGGAGAUGAAUCGGACAGAGAAUCACAGUCACCGGACGAUAAUUUGGUGGUGAACAAGCAUUUGAACGAACGAUUGGAAGCGGGUGAUUGGUUGGAUGCGAUUAUUUGGGACAAAGAAAAACCAAAUGAAGCCUUUAUGAAGAUUUCUUUGGAUCUAAAUGAUCCCAAUAUGUUGUUUGAUUGCGAAGAAGUGGAAGCCACCAAAGCACAGUUGAUCCAACCAAAACAUGUCAAGCGAGGUCGCAAACCGUUGCCACGACCACUGCCUAAAAUACCAAUCAUUUACCCUGUGGAUACGGAACCCCACAGCAAGCUUCCGCUCAACCGGUUCAAUCUAUCCAACGAUAAAUACUAUGAAUCCCAUUAUACCGGACGCCUGGUGCGUGUGCGCCAGACCCUCGGCCAACUCGUCGUCCAGCAUUCGUUACCUGCUCUCCGAUUACAUCCCGCCUUUUACAAGACCAAAUUAUCCAAGGCCGAGGCGCGAUCGUUCCAUCGUCCACUUGUACAGUUACCUCUUAAUCAUGACAUUACCUUUUCUCGCGUCCGCAUCAGUAAAAAGAACCGACGAAAAGAUAAAAAGAAGAACGCCGCCGAACUGAUGCGAAGUACAAAAGAUUUAUCGCUCAAGGACAACAGCAUGUUUGUCCUCUUGGAAUUCUCGGAGGAACAUCCACCCAUUAUUUCCAAUGUCGGAAUGGGUACCUUGAUUAUCAACUAUUAUCGAAAAACCGAUCCCAAAGACGAAUUUGUGCCUUCGCUCGAUAUCGGUGAACCUUUUGUUUUGGAUAUUGGCGAUACUUCUCCUUUCAUGAAUUUUGGCAAUGUCGAGCCUGGUCAGACCAUUACGGUGUUGUACAACAACCUUAUUCGUGCGCCUCUGUUCCGGCACGAGGUGAAAAACACCGAUUUCUUAAUGGUGAAAAGCACCUACAAAGGCAAUACCAAGUAUUACAUCCGUGAAAUACCCGCCACGUUUGUUGUUGGUCAAACAUAUCCUGUGCAAGAAGUGCCUGGUCCUCACUCCCGAAAAAUUACUACGACCAUCCGUAAUCGAUUACAGAUCGUGGCCUACCGUCUGAUAAAAAAAAAUCCCCUGUAUCGAUUGAAAAUGAGUCGAUUGGCGCAAAAGUUCCCGGAAUACUCUGACAUUCAGAUUCGACAACGGUUGAAAGAGUUUCUGGAGUUCCAUCGUCGCAAUAAAGAAGGAGGGGGCGGUUACUGGACGGUGCGUGGCGGUGGCGAGGCUCCGUCCGAAGAAGACUUGCAGAAAAUGGUGACGCCCGAAAUGAUUUGUUUGUAUGAGAGUAUGCUGGUGGGUGAACGGCAUUUGCAAGAUCUUGGUUACGGUGAUAUCAAUGACGAAGACGAAACGGGCGAAGGUGAUUCAAAACUGGAAGUGGAACAACAAUUGGCCCCCUGGUUCGCUACACGCAAUUUCAUCAAUGCCUCGCAAGGCAAAGCCAUGUUGAAAUUGUACGGUGCCGGUGAUCCUACCGGCCGUGGUGAAGGCUUCAGUUUUAUUCGAGUCUCCAUGAAAGAUAUCUUUUUACGUGCCGGCGAAUCAGCCGAAGAAAAACUUGCUCAAAUUGAAGCUCGACCAAAAAGUGCUCAUCGUUACAACGUAGCUGAACAGCAACAGAUUUACAAAGAAGAGAUUCAUCGCAUCUGGAAUGCGCAACUGGAUUCCUUGUCGAACCCGGUAGAGCCUGAACUAUCGGAUCAUGAAGGUGAAGAAGACAGUGAAUUUGAUGAUCACACUGAACGCGCCGACAGUCCUGCUAUGUCGGAAUUGGAUUGGAAUUUCUCUCGACGAAGCAGUCGUCCCGUGUCCAUGUCGCCGAUGCCGCCGUCGUAUAACCGACGUUACGAACGAGCUCCGUCUGAAAGUGUGGAUGAUGAUGAUAUUUCCGUCACGGGCAGUUUGAGUUCCCGUACGAGUUAUCAUGUGAACAAUCCCAACAAAUACUUGGUGAUCCGUCGAUUAAUACGGCAACCCAAUGGAGAAAAAUCGUGGCAACAAGAAGUCGUGCGUGAUCCUGUGGUGAUCAAAUCUUAUUUACGUCAACGGCAGAUGAUUGAAGAGGAGGCAACAAGUGCAGAGGCAUUAGAACCUACGGAUGAUGCGGAAAAGAAUGCACGUAUGAAGAAACGAAUUCAGGAUCAGUUGGCGAAACUGAAACGAAACGCGGAACGACGUCGUCAGCGGCAGUUGGCGAAACAGGCGGCGUUGGCGGAAAACCCCGUACUAGGAUUGAUUCGAGGCAAACGCGAAGGCGCCAUGAGACGAUGUGGUAACUGUGGACAACUGGGCCAUAUGAAGACCAACAAGAACUGUCCUAUGUUUUAUGUGGUGAAUAAUCCCAACAACAACGCGACCCCGGCCGCCGCCCCAGGGGAUACUCCCGGCUCCAACGCGAAUAAUACAUUCCCCGGCACGUCAUCUCCCCUCUCCAAUUCACAAACAUCCCCCAACCCAUCAUUCUGAUCAUUGCUCACAAUUAAUCACCGUUAACAGUAUUAAAGAAAACUCGCAUUUCCAACAUUAUAAAGAGACAGGCGAAGAGAGAGGGAGAGAAAAAACAAACAGCACAUGACACUAAAUAUAAACAAAU
Messenger RNA from Radiomyces spectabilis, 3538 nucleotides. RefSeq lists its product as uncharacterized. The record is from RefSeq and is a predicted model, not a curated record. The transcript has 14 exons. Lineage: Eukaryota; Fungi; Mucoromycota; Mucoromycetes; Mucorales; Radiomycetaceae. The coding region runs from base 274 to 3411 and encodes 1045 amino acids. Gene Ontology annotation, cellular component: transcription factor TFIID complex. Gene Ontology annotation, biological process: transcription by RNA polymerase II; RNA polymerase II preinitiation complex assembly. Gene Ontology annotation, molecular function: histone acetyltransferase activity; TBP-class protein binding; RNA polymerase II general transcription initiation factor activity.